Molecule: messenger RNA, 819 nt
Organism: Scleropages formosus (Asian bonytongue)
Lineage: Eukaryota; Metazoa; Chordata; Actinopteri; Osteoglossiformes; Osteoglossidae
Exons: 2
Coding region: 1-819 (272 amino acids)
Biological process (GO): heart morphogenesis; mesoderm formation; somite rostral/caudal axis specification
Cellular component (GO): nucleus
Molecular function (GO): protein dimerization activity; DNA-binding transcription factor activity, RNA polymerase II-specific; RNA polymerase II cis-regulatory region sequence-specific DNA binding
Source: RefSeq, a predicted model, not a curated record
AUGGACAUGUCUCUUCCUCUGCCCAGUAGCUGUGCACGGGAGCAGUGGAACUAUCUGAGCUCUGAGUCAGAGCUGGACAGCAUAUCUUCUCCUGAGACCAUAUCCCCAAGCUCCUGCAUGGACUUCAACUUCUCCUCCUCGUGUCAUCCCGCCAUCUCGGUCACGACCUCAUGCUCGACUCACUCGGAGACAGCUGAGACGCCCGGCGCCUCGUCUCAGCACAACCAAGGAGCUGCUCCGCCUGCAGGUAAGGUGACGAAGCCCAGGCUGAAGAACCCUAGCAAGCGGAGGCAGAGUGCCAGCGAGAAGGAGAAGCUGAGGAUGAGGGACCUGACCAAAGCCCUCCAUCACCUCCGCACAUACCUCCCUCCCUCAGUAGCUCCUGUCGGGCAGACCCUGACCAAGAUCGAGACCCUUCGCCUCACCAUCCGCUACAUCUCCCACCUGUCAGAGCAGCUGGGCCUCAGCGAGGAGAUCCUCUCCCAGAGAACUAAAUCAGCGCAGAGUCAGGGCUGCUGUCCGCACAGCUCAGCGCCAGGGUACCAGGGAGGAGUUCAGGAAUGGAGACCCCAUGCGCAGCAGCAGCCGGAUCCAUUUACACCCCGCUGUUCCCCGCAGCUCCCCAAACUGGACCACUGCAUGUAUGCAACUGUGCUGAGAUCACCUGUGCAGAAUGAUCUCUUCAGCACAGGCUCAGAUUCCAUUCUGCAGCUCCCCUGUUCCACAGUACCUUCACAGCCAUCUCAGGUAUACAGCAAAGGCUUCCACUGUGACACUGUUGCACAUGACUUUUGGAUUUUGGAGCAAGCUUUACAAUAA